This is a messenger RNA of Poecilia reticulata (guppy), 657 nucleotides long. NCBI's taxonomy places the organism in Eukaryota, Metazoa, Chordata, Actinopteri, Cyprinodontiformes, Poeciliidae. The record is from RefSeq and is a predicted model, not a curated record.
CUCUCUAAGCUCUGUUUCUGUGCAGAGACUAAGGCCAUGUUCAGUACCAGCGCUAAGAUAGUGAAGCCGAAUGGCGAGAAGCCCGAUGAGUUUGAGUCUGGAAUCUCCCAGGCUCUGUUGGAGCUGGAGAUGAACUCCGACCUGAAGGCCCAGCUGAGGGAACUGCACAUCACCGCAGCUAAGGAGAUCGAGGUGGGCGGCAGCCGCAAAGCCAUCAUCAUCUUCGUCCCGGUUCCUCAGCUCAAGUCCUUCCAGAAGAUCCAGGUCCGCCUGGUCCGGGAGCUGGAGAAGAAGUUCAGCGGGAAGCACGUCGUCUUCAUUGCACAGGUGAGGGUAGGACCUGAUCCUUCACAAAAAAUAUGACUGAAAAAUAAACUUCCUCCUCGUCCUCCCAGUCGAACUUUGACCUCCGUCCAUGACGCCAUCUUGGAGGACCUGGUGUUCCCCAGUGAGAUCGUCGGGAAGCGGAUCCGGGUCAAGCUGGACAGCAGCCGGCUCAUCAAGGUCCACCUGGACAAGGCCCAGCAGAACAACGUGGAACACAAAGUGGAGACGUUCUCUGGAGUCUACAAGAAGCUGACGGGGAAAGACGUCGUGUUUGAAUUCCCAGAAUUCCAGCUGUAAAGGCGCCGGACUCAAUAAAGUUGUUUUCUGUCA